AUGGCUUUGUUACUUUCACAAAUCCCCGAUCUGCAGUUGAUGCUAUCAAUGAUAUGGAUGGAAGGAGAUAGGUGUAGAGACCUUGAUCAAGAUAAAGAAAGGGGAUAUGAGCGUGCAUGUGAUCUUGAUCGGUCUCGCAACCGUUUCAUUGAUAGAGACACUGACAGAGACAGAGAUAGGGUCAGAGACAGGGGACAUGAAGGUGAUCAAGCAUGGGAAAAUGAUAGGGAUCAAGAGAAGGAGAUAAGAAGAAGUGACAUUCAUCAUAGGAGUGGAAACAAGUAUAAAGAUCAAACAACUAAAUUGCAAAAUGGUUCUGAUUUCAAUGAUCGACAUAGCAGAGAGCAUCCAUCGGGGUCAAGUGAUGGAGAUCAUGAUCAUCAUGCUGCAAAACAACUCAACGUUUCACGCCAAAAAAUAGAAGAACUUCAGAAAGAGGUUUGA
This is a messenger RNA of Lactuca saligna, 444 nucleotides long. The record is from the annotation of a GenBank genome assembly. Lineage: Eukaryota; Viridiplantae; Streptophyta; Magnoliopsida; Asterales; Asteraceae.